AUGGGGCUUUCAGCUGGCACGAGCUUAAGCAUAUCAAGGUCACUUUACAAUAUUUUCAUCUAUGCUAUAGUUGCAUGUUGCUUGUGCUUGAUGCAUGCAAGCUUUCCUAUCACUGCAGCCACCUCCAGACUAGGAGGGAAUGAGACAGAUCAACUUGCAUUGUUAGCAUUUAAGGCCAAAAUAACCAAUGAUCCUCUUAAGGUUAUGAGUUCAUGGAAUGGUUCGAUUCAUUUCUGUCAGUGGCAUGGUGUUACGUGUGGUCGUCGACACAAAAGGGUCACCAUGUUGGACCUAAGUUCCCAGAAUUUGUUUGGGUCCAUAUCACCACACAUUGGGAAUCUCAGCUUUUUGAGAGUAGUAAAUCUCCAAAACAAUAGUUUUGAAAAAGAAAUCCCUCCAGAAGUUGGCCGCCUACGGAGACUGCAACAUUUAGGCCUCCACAAUAACUCAAUAAGCGGCAACAUUCCUAUCAACUUAUCUGCUUGCACUAACCUCCUUGGGUUGAUUUUCCAACGUAACAAACUGGUAGGGGAAAUUCCUAAGGAACUUGGCUCCUUGUCAAAGCUCAAGUUAAUGAAUAUUAGGCGUAACAACCUAAUUGGAAAUAUUCCUCAUUCUUUUAUGAACUUAUCGUCUCUUGAGGAAUUUUAUGCAUCCGAAAAUAAUCUUAGUGGAAGUGUUCCUGACGCUCUUGGCCAACUAAAAAAACUAACAACGAUUUCACUGGGGGUCAAUAUGCUGUCUGGUAUCAUUCCUCCCUCAAUAUUCAAUCUCUCAUCACUCAUAAUUUUUGAAGUGAUGAAUAACCAAAUCAGAGGCAGACUUCCCUCCGACAUUGGCAUCACUCUUCCAAGUCUUCGAUUCUUCGGCCUUACAAUGAACCAGAUUACUGGAUCCAUUCCUCUUUCAAUCUCCAAUGCAACUAAUCUUGAAACGUUGCAAAUAGGUGCAAACAAUCUUAACGGAAAAGUGCCUACCAUGGAAAGGCUACAUAAGCUUUGGUCUGUAAUGACCGGUCAGAAUCAUCUUGGAAGUGGAGGAGUUGGCGACUUGAGCUUUAUCUCCUCUUUGACCAAUGUUACCGAUUUAAGCAUCCCGGCUACUGCAAUUGGCAAUCUCAUCAACUUGAAUUGGCUAAAUAUGUGGGGCAACCAGUUCACAGGUAACAUUCCCACUGAGAUUGGAAAGCUUCAGAAACUGAAUAGAUUGUAUUUGAAUGCAAACAAUUUCUCUGGACAUAUUCCAUCUUCUCUAGGAAAUUUAAGUGCAUUAACCGAGUUCAGUGUGGAAAGAAAUAAUCUUCAAGGAAAUGUCCCUUCAAGUCUUGUAAAAUGCCAAAAUUUGUUGUUACUGAAUGUUUCUAAAAACAAACUUAGUGGUACCAUUCCCCUUCAUGUUUUCAAUCUCUCGUCCUUGUCAAUCUAUCUUGAUCUAUCUCAUAAUCAUUUCACUGGUUCCCUACCCAUUGAAAUUGGAAACAUGAAAAAUCUAGGUGAAUUAGAUGUUUCUGAGAACAUGUUGUCAGGUGAAAUUCCAAGCACAAUUGGUAGUUGUAUAAGCUUAGAGAUUUUACAUAUGGAGACUAACCUCUUCCAAGGAAGCAUCCCCACAUCUUUAAGCAACCUUCAAGGUAUUCAAGAACUGGAUCUUUCUCGCAACAAUUUGACAGGAAAAAUUCCAGAAUAUUUCAAGGACUUUCAAACGUUGCUGAAAUUGAAUCUAUCUUAUAAUGAUUUUGAUGGCAUGGUACCAAUAAAGGGUGUGUUUGGGAAAGCAAGCGCAAUUUCAAUCAUGGGAAAUAGUAAACUUUGUGGGGGUAUACCUGAAUUAGACUUGCCCAGAUGCAACCUCGUGAAUCCUAAGAAGAGGGGUUUAACUCUUUCUUUCAAAAUAGUAAUUGGCAUAGCUUCGGGAGUGUUAGUAGUGACUUUGGUGUUGUGUGCUUUAUGUGUUUUUUGGGGUAGAAAGAAACGAGAAAACCCUUCCAUAGGAGAUUCAGGAAGGUUCGUUUUAAGAGUAUCGUACCAAAUUCUCCAUAGAGCUACCAAUGGGUUUAAUGAAUCAAAUUUGAUAGGAGUUGGUAGCUUUGGGGCGGUAUAUGAAGGAAGAAUUCAUGAUCAGGAUGGGAAGAAGAUUGCUGUGAAGGUACUGUACCUUUUGCACCAAGGAGCUUCCAGGAGUUUCAUCACUGAAUGUGAGGCUUUGAGAAACAUCAGGCAUCGAAAUCUUGUGAAAAUACUCAGUGCAUGUUCAAGUGUUGAUUACCAAAGCAAUGAUUUCAAGGCUCUUGUUUAUGAGUUCAUGGUCAAUGGGAGUCUAGAUGAGUGGUUGCAUCCAAUUGGAGGGCAAUGUGAGGUGCCAAAAAAUUUAAGUAUUGUUCAGAGAUUACAUAUUGCCGUUGAUGUUGCUUGUGCGUUGGAUUAUCUUCACCAUCAUUGCCAAACUCCAAUAGUUCAUUGCGAUUUGAAGCCAAGCAAUGUUCUUCUGGAUGACAACUUGACUGCACAUGUAGGUGACUUUGGGAUAUCAAGAUUCCUUCUUGAUGUUAACCAUAACGAUAGCGGAAAUCAAGCCAGUUCUGUUGGAAUCAGAGGAUCUAUUGGUUAUACGCCUCCAGAGUACGGUAUGGGAAGUGAGGUGUCAAGAUCUGGUGAUGUGUACAGCUAUGGAAUCCUCUUGUUGGAGAUGUUUACAGGAAAAAGGCCAACUGAUGAAAUGUUCAAUAAUAAUAUGAACCUUCAUAACUAUGCUAAGAUGGCUUUGCCAGAGAGAGUAGUCAAUAUUGGGGAUUCAGUACUUCUUCAGAAAGGAGAAGAGGGGGAGAUGAGCACCAACAACACUAGCCAUCUGGGCCAUGUUAGUACCUACAAGAUUGAGGAGUGUUUGGCUUCGAUAUUUAGAAUUGGCAUUGCAUGUUCAACAGAAUCACCAGCUGAAAGAUUGGAUAUCAGUGAUGUUGUAACCAAGUUGCGUGUCAACAUGGACAAUCUUUUGGGAACACAUCAAGGAAGAAGAAUUACAAUUGCAGUUCAAUCAUAAGGAGGUGCAUAGGACCAAAUACAAUUCUAAGACACGCCGGUUAAUUCGAUCACUUCUCAAAUAAAUAGUUUUUCUGUAAUUUCUUGUCAUCUUUGCUUCAUGUAUUUGAAUUAUUUUUCACUAUUGUAUUUUUUUUUUGUAGUUGGUUUGUAGCUUAACUUCCUUAUUUAAAUUGUCAAUUAGAAGAGUAAUUUCAUAAACAAUAGUGAAAUAGCUUGGAUUCAGAAUUUUAUAAGAGUAGCAGCUACAUGUCUUGUUUCUUCCACGUUGGCUGGUUUUCGUGUUUUGGAGCUGUGGUUAUAGCCGAUUUGAUGUAAAACUUUGUUUUUGUGGUGUUCAUAGAAUUUUAAAGGCCUUUCAUGUUUGCUGGACC
Molecule: messenger RNA, 3412 nt
Organism: Cornus florida
Lineage: Eukaryota; Viridiplantae; Streptophyta; Magnoliopsida; Cornales; Cornaceae
Product: probable LRR receptor-like serine/threonine-protein kinase At3g47570
Exons: 4
Coding region: 1-3039 (1012 amino acids)
Biological process (GO): protein phosphorylation
Molecular function (GO): protein binding; protein kinase activity; ATP binding
Source: RefSeq, a predicted model, not a curated record